AUGUCCUUUCUUCUUAAACUUGGUCAAAGAAUUCUUUUUAACCCCGUGGUAGCACAUAGUUCAAAUAAACGUUUAUUCCAGAAUAUUACGAAACCUUUCAGUACCAAAGCAACCCCUCACCCCUUAUUAUUAACUAAUUAUUAUACACAAAAAAAUGGAUUUCAAAGUUCCCCUUUUCAUUUCAUUAAUCUUACGCAUGUCACAUUAACACCUCCCGUUUUUAUUAGAUGUAAGUCUACUAAAAUGAAAACUCAUUCGGGAGCAAAGAAAAGAUUUCGUGUUUUAGGUAAUGGAAAGUUUAAAAGGUCAAAAGCCGGAAAAAGACAUUUAAACACUGGUGUUUCCCGUUCUAAAAUUAGACGUUUAAGCGAACCGGCCUAUGCACAUAGUUCUCAAAUGAACCAUUUGAAAAAACUUAUGCCUUAUGCCUAA
Funneliformis mosseae is the source of this 432-nucleotide messenger RNA. The record is from the annotation of a GenBank genome assembly. NCBI's taxonomy places the organism in Eukaryota, Fungi, Glomeromycota, Glomeromycetes, Glomerales, Glomeraceae.